Messenger RNA from Rhinolophus ferrumequinum (greater horseshoe bat), 3918 nucleotides. It is a transcript of the gene RPF2, whose product is annotated as ribosome production factor 2 homolog. Bases 79 to 999 code for a protein of 306 amino acids. Gene Ontology annotation, biological process: maturation of LSU-rRNA from tricistronic rRNA transcript (SSU-rRNA, 5.8S rRNA, LSU-rRNA); ribosomal large subunit assembly. Gene Ontology annotation, cellular component: nucleolus. NCBI's taxonomy places the organism in Eukaryota, Metazoa, Chordata, Mammalia, Chiroptera, Rhinolophidae. The transcript has 10 exons. Gene Ontology annotation, molecular function: rRNA binding. The record is from RefSeq and is a predicted model, not a curated record.
UCGUCCUGCGCUGGGGCACAAGCUUGUCGCGUUACUGCGCGCCGCACGUGUGCUCGCUCGGUUCGGGUUGCGGUAGCGAUGGACGCUUUGGAUCGGGUUAUAAAGCCCAAAACAAAAAGGGCCAAGAGAUUCCUUGAGAAGAGAGAACCGAAACUCAGUGAAAAUAUUAAAAAUGCCAUGCUUAUUAAAGGGGGAAAUGCAAAUUCAACAGUGACACAAGUUCUCAGAGAUGUGUAUGCACUGAAAAAACCGUAUGGCGUUCUGUAUAAAAAGAAAAAUAUUACAAGACCAUUUGAGGAUCAGACAUCACUGGAAUUCUUUUCAAAGAAGUCAGAUUGUUCUUUAUUCAUGUUUGGCUCCCACAAUAAGAAGCGGCCAAAUAAUCUAGUAAUAGGUCGUAUGUAUGACUACCAUGUGCUGGAUAUGAUUGAAUUAGGUAUCGAGAAGUUUGUCUCUCUAAAAGAUAUUAAGAAUAGUAAAUGUCCUGAGGGAACAAAACCCAUGUUAAUAUUUGCUGGUGAUGAUUUUGAUGUAACAGAAGACUACAGGAGGCUAAAAAGUCUUCUCAUCGAUUUCUUCAGAGGCCCCACGGUAUCAAAUAUCCGCCUGGCUGGUUUAGAGUACGUUCUGCACUUCACUGCCCUGAAUGGGAAGAUUUACUUUCGAAGCUAUAAGUUGCUGUUGAAGAAGUCUGGUUGCAGAACACCACGGAUUGAAUUGGAAGAGAUGGGACCCUCAUUGGAUCUGGUUCUGAGGAGGACACAUCUGGCAUCAGAUGACCUUUAUAAGUUAUCCAUGAAAAUGCCAAAAGCCCUCAAGCCAAAGAAGAAGAAAAAUAUCUCCCAUGAUACUUUUGGUACAACUUAUGGAAGGAUUCAUAUGCAGAAGCAAGACCUAAGCAAACUACAAACCAGAAAAAUGAAGGGGUUGAAGAAACGACCUGCAGAAAGGAUAACAGAAGACCAGGAAAAAAAACCAAAGAGAAUUAAAAAAAAUUGAUGGAACUUAGCCAAUAACUACAGUUUUAUUGUAGUCUGUUAACUUAAGAGAAUUAUCAAAGCAUCAGUCAUAUCUGAGUUUUUUUACAAGAUUUUUUUGUAUAUUUUUAUAACAUAAUUUACCUAACCUGUAUGUUAUACAAUGAACAGUAAUAUACUAUUAUUAGGUAGAAGUUAAGCCUCUUACUUGAGACAUUACACCCUGGUCUGCCAUUUUCUCUCCAUGAUAAAUUUCCCUCUGUCCACCCUUUUGCAAAAUCCCCUGUCUCAUUGGGUGGGUGAGUGAGGAGGGAUGUCCAGAACUACCAGUGGUAUCUCGGAAUUUCUCAGUUACACUUUAGAUACAAUGAGGAAGCCAUGGAAAGUAGAAAUAAAUGGCCCAAAGGAACUGUGUGUAUACUCAGUAUGACCUACCUGGAAAGUUAACCCAUCUUCUAACGUAAACCUACAGCCUGGAUUUAUUUUUUACUUUUCAGUUAUUUUGCCUGAAAUUUUACCAGUUAGAGAUUCAUUUGAUAUUUUAAGCUUUUUGUCAUAAAACGUAGGUCUCUAAGAGAGAUCUUCACUACUUGAUCAUUGACAUACUACUUUACUAUUGAUUAUUUUAAGGGAUUCUACUAGUAAAUGGAGCCCUACCCCCUUCUCUGAGAGAAAGAAAAUUUUAAUAGGGGUAGAAGUAAGAAAGGUAGAGAAUGAGUAGGUUUUAAGACAGGGCACUUUAGGUUACUAGGUAGGUAAAGGUUGCACAAAGGCCCUGGGUGUUUGCAUACCGAGUAGGAGUAAGCAAAAGCUAAACAAACUUGUUUUGAAAUUUUCUUGGAAGACUGGCCCUGUGCCUGGGAAAGUGGGAAGAAGCUUUCUACUUUCUCCUCCUGGUGGUGUAUACUUGAUUCCCCUACAUGUAAAAUGUAGGUUCCUGGAUUGAGUCCCUUACAAAGAAGCUCCUUUAUACAAGUGCAUGCCAAUUCUGUUGUAAAAGCUCAAACAUACAUAAAUCAUAAUUUGUUACAUGAGGUAGAAAUGCCUUCUUUUCAGUUUCCUACCAAGGAGCCCCUCCAUGCCUAGAUGUGCAUGUGUUUAUGGGAGUUUGCUGGCACUAAGCAAAAACUCGAGCCUCAGUUUUACCUUCCAUAUCCUUUUCUUUCUCUUGUAAACCCUUAGUCUUCCCUCUCCCCAUUCCUUUCCAAGUGGCUAAUAUUCUCCUCCAUAAAAACGAGGGAGCUGGUAUCACUUGUUUACACUUGUUGCUUGCUUAUGCAUUUGACCAAAACCCACACAGUUGUAGACCUAAAGCAGGCAAUUUACAUUUUAUGUCUAAAUGAAGAGAAGGCUGAAAUGAUUCAUAUUGUGCCAUCUGCAAGUAGAUGGGCAAUAGGCGAGGAGAAGGCAAUAGGUGACCUGUGACAGGGGCAUCAAAAAUGAUGGAUGCUGCAUAGUCGUUUCCCAGUGCCGGACCCUUGACUGGUCCAGCUGAAGCUAAUGGAGGCAGUGAUUCAGGAGGCAAGGCAACGAGUCUCUCCAGGCACUUAAAGGAAGGACCCUGCUACACCUUGACCCUCCACCAGGAAGAACCCACCCCAGCAAUGCAAUCUUAAUGUAAAAAUAGCCACAUUUUCUAUAUGUGGGUGUUUUUUGUUGUUGUAAUCACUAACCCUCUUGUUUGAGAUUUGGUAAUGGAUCCUUUGCCUCCUAUAUAAUUUUUAUCUCUGAUGAUAGAGUGUCUAGUAAGUAUUUGAAUCCUCUUCACUAAGACAAGUAUUACGUAAUGUUACUGAAAUCUAAGUAAAUGGCAUUGUUGAAAAGUCUUUUUGUUAUAGUUGUCAAACCAUCUGGAACCCUUGAUCUACCAUUUAUGUCACUCUUUUUAUGGGAAGUGCAUUUUAAGUGCGCUUGUCCUUGAACUUUAGAAUACAACAUAUAUAAAUUAGAGAAUAUGUAUUCAUUUCAAUAGAAGUGAUAAAUUGUCUGUCUUCAGGUUUAUAUAACUUUGGAUUUUGGUAGACGAGGAAAGCAGGUUAGGGUUUCUUUAUACCAAACUCUUUGUAUUGUUUCUAGGGUGUUAGUAUUAAUACCAAGCUGUAUAUGAUUUCAUGAAAUUUGGUUCCUUUUUAUAACUUAAGUGCUGAUACUUCUUUUCUUGGUAUUGAACAUAAUCCAAAGUAGAGACGUUAUUACCCAAGUCAAGAAAGGAAGGGAGAAAAGAAAGAACUAACCCCAAGUCGGUUUUCAUUCACCUGAUUAUCUAGCUGCUUCUGAUCUCUUAUUUAUAUUUUUAGCCAUUUUGCCUCCCUUCCCCCAGUGGGUACGGCCAGGAAAGGAUUCAAAGAAGCUUAAAAAUGGAAGAAGUUAAAACCACUGCUAAAAUUUGACCAACGAGGGAAGGUUGGUUUAUUUUUUAAUAAUGAAAUUUCAGUUAUUGAUGCUUUGUCCAUCAUAAAAUUAAGAGCUUGCAAAAAUACAUGGUCUUCAUUAUGUCCUAAUGCACUUUUAGUAGAUCACAGAAGUGGUCAAAACAUCUCAUAGCUGCAUUGAAGGCAAAUAUAUCCUAGCAUAUAUACAUUAUAAAAUUGUAUAGAAUAUUAUUCAUAUCCCUGGAAAUAAGCUACUGUGAACAAGAUAAAAUGGGCUUGCUGGCUUGAGGUUUAUGCUAGCUGUGAGAAGAAAGUAAACUUGCUUUUCAAUGUAUGUUGUUUUCCUCUCAUACCAAGAAUUUGAGUUCAAGUUUAAAAACAGCAAAGAUGUCACUGUGUUUCCUGUACCACCCAGAGUGGGCCAUGUUAGGAAUUUUAACUGCCUUGGUUGAAUUGGAGCCAUUUAGCACUUGUUCCAUUUUAAAGCCCUUUGGGAAAAAAUUUUAGAAUAUGGCAUAAAUGUAAGAUAGGCGUUUCUUUGUAGAUAACCAACAUGCAUUUUAAUUGUU